AUGCCACAAGAAGAUAAGAUCGUUGUUCAUUGGUUGAACUUCUCCCGUGCCCAAAGAAUUAUUUGGUUAUUAGAUGAGUUGAACUUAUCUUAUGAGUUGAAGAUUUAUGAAAGAACAAAGGAGUACAGAGCUCCAAAAGAAUUGGAUGAAGUUCAUCCUUUGGGCAAGUCGCCAGUUGUUGAAAUCACCAAGCCAGAUGGUGAAGUCAUUCAACUUGUAGAAUCAGGAUGGAUUGUCCAGUAUUUGCUCGAAAACUAUGACGUUGAUGGAAAAUUCAAACAAGCUAAUGCUCAAGAUAGCAACCAGGUCAACUACUUUCUUCAUUACACUGAAGGAACCUUACAACCUUUGUUGGUUGGUUUGUUGGUCAAUCAAAUGGCUACUAAAGUUCCACCAUUUCCAGCCAAUUGGAUUGCCGGUGCUGUUGUCAAAGGAAUUAAUGCCAAGUACUAUGGUCCAGAAUUGGAAAAGAAUUUAAAGUAUUUGAAUGGAAUUGCUGCUGCUCAACAUGCUAAGGGAAGUAAAUAUAUGGUUGGAAACAAAUUAUCUGGUGCAGAUAUCAUUUUGUCAUUCCCCAUUGUUUCAAUCUUUACUACAGGUAGAAGCGUGCAUCCAACAGUUAUUCAGGAAUUCCCCGAGUUGUACAAGUAUUACCAAAACUUGAGUCAAGAGAAGGGAUUGAAGGAUGUGGAUGAAAAGGUCGCCAAACAUGAGCGUAGUCCACUCAAGUUGUAA
Molecule: messenger RNA, 735 nt
Organism: Lodderomyces parapsilosis
Lineage: Eukaryota; Fungi; Ascomycota; Pichiomycetes; Serinales; Debaryomycetaceae
Product: glutathione S-transferase
Exons: 2
Coding region: 1-735 (244 amino acids)
Source: RefSeq, a predicted model, not a curated record